Messenger RNA from Haplochromis burtoni (Burton's mouthbrooder), 4154 nucleotides. RefSeq lists its product as uncharacterized. The transcript has 5 exons. The record is from RefSeq and is a predicted model, not a curated record. NCBI's taxonomy places the organism in Eukaryota, Metazoa, Chordata, Actinopteri, Cichliformes, Cichlidae. Gene Ontology annotation, molecular function: protein binding. Bases 614 to 1720 code for a protein of 368 amino acids.
CUUCUCUUUUGGUCAGCUGUUUUCAAGAAGCUCUUUCCUUCAAACACACACACACACACAUAUUUACACACACGCGCGCAUAGGCACACACAGAAUGGUCUCUUUGGCUCCCCAGGUACUUUGUAGCUUAAUUGCCUCUAGACAGAUCACAUACUGUACCCCCACCACCACACACACACACACACACGCACACACACACAAACACUCUCUUUCGAGGAACAGUAACAUAUACAAUUUGCAUGCUGAUCAAUUCAAAUCCAGUUUCCUCUCAUUUCCCCCCUCCUUGUGCUUCUUUAGCGUACCUUCUCAGAUCUUUUUGUGCGUCUCUGCAGGCAAACACGUUUCCACUAAAUGUACCGCUGUUACUGCGGGCUAAUACAAGAGGAAUGGAAGAAGUGAGUGUGGGAAGUUUAUGAAGGAGGUCUGGUAGCGUUUGAAGCAGAGGAAUGUGUCAGACGGGGCAUAUGCCGCCGGUAGCCUGAAAACAUAUACACAUGCACACAUCCCGACACACACUCAUUCAAAGAUCCCAAGGGUUUCAUCACUGAGGAUUUAGGACAACCCGUCUCCGUUUGUGUCUCCUAAACAAACAGCAUCACACAUCCCCCCAGCCAUGUCCAUGGCUCUUUUGUGCUCUGGCCUCCUGUUUCUGUUGAGUGGUUUUCAGUCUGCUUCAGGCACAUUUGUAGCUGAUAUGGACUAUGGAGGCGUUCCUCUGUGGAUUAACCGCCUGCUAGGUGAGCCCAGUGUGCUGAGUCUGCAGGGGCGAAUGGAUCCAGCCUGGUUCCGGGCUAAUAAUCCGCAGCUCUGCCCUGAAGAGUGUGACUGCCCCAUCCAGUGGCCCACAGCGCUCUAUUGUGACCAGAGAGCUUUAGCACACAUCCCUGACAGCCUGCCCGACAGAACUCAAUACCUGUUUCUACAGGGCAACAACAUCUCAACCCUGUCCUCUUCCGUGCUGGCCAAUGUUACUGGGCUUCGAUGGCUCAUUCUGGACAACAACCAACUGGAGAGCGACAACCUGACGCAGGACUCUUUGCAGAGCCAGACCCAGCUGUGGUACUUCUUUGCUAACCACAACCACCUGAGUUCAGUGCCCAGUGCUUUACCAGCUGGACUCAAACAGCUGCGACUGGCCUACAACCAAAUCAGCAGCAUCAACCCAGAAGCUUUCCAGAACUUGCAUAGCCUAACACUGCUGCUGCUGCAGGGAAACAGACUGAAUACCAUUACAGAGGGAGACCUCAGAGGUCUGGUCAGUCUGAACCUGUUGGACCUCAGCGGGAAUUCAUUUUCAACCAUUCCCAGGCACUUACCUUCCUCCGUUGAGCAGCUCUAUCUGUCAAACAACUCUCUCACUGGACUGGAUGUGGACAGUUUUGAGGGAUUUCUCAACCUUAAGUAUCUACGCCUAAGUCACUGUGGCCUGCAGAACCGUGAGGUCCACUCGCAGGUCUUUAACCACUCCAGCUUGGUGGAGCUGGACCUUUCAUAUAACAAACUCACUGCUAUUCCCACAGUCCCCACCACCCUCCAGUACCUCUACCUGGAGGCCAAUAAAAUACAAGAGUUCAAUGUGACCAGUUUCUGCAGAGAGGUGGGACCUCAGUCUUACUCCAAGAUGAAGUUUCUACGAUUGGAUGGAAACAAAAUAUCCUACCAUCAGCUGCCUCCUGACUGGGUGUUCUGCCUGCGAGUGCUUCAACGCAUUUACAUCUGACUCCACUUUUUGAACACAAAACCAACACAGCGGUGCUCUAUGUAACUGUCAACCCAUCAAACCUCCAACCACGACUCAGCAUUUCAAUAUCCAUAAUGUGAACUCUAACAGCCCAGCUUUAAAGCUUAAAACCAGAGAAGAGUCUGAUUAUGUGUUCAAAUAUGUAGAUACGCAGCCAGGUGGUGGUGGUUAGAGGAAAACUGAGCUUCAAAAGAUAGCAAAGCUUGAACUUAACCCUAAACCAGUGUUAUUUAUUGGUAAUGACAGAGGUUCUGAUCAAACCCUUUCUUAUACUGCCACUGCAGCCUCGUGGCUUUCUCUCUUUUCCAAGUUCUGAAUCAUCAGGUUUUAAACAUCUGUUUGUUAUUAGUGAAUAGGAACAGUGACAACCCAUCUCAUUUUUGAGUUUACUGAACAAUGUGCUCUGGUUAAACUGAGCUGCCCUUGGGCAAAGGAAGCAUGUAUGAAUGGCAAAAUUCAGUAGCUUUCCCAGGAGCGGAUCUGACUCAGCUAGCUGCACCCUGUUUAACAGCCACACCAGUCUACAUGUGGAGUUGGGUGGAAAAUGAACAUGAAGCAUGCUUUGACUUUGUAAACCUCUUUAUUGUUAGAUUCUUUAAAUCUCAAGUCAACAACUGAUUUCCAUGAUAAAUAAAAUAAAACAAAAAUAUACAUAUACAUAUACAUCACAUGCGUACCUGUCUUUUUUCAAAUAUACAAGCAAAAACUAAAAACUCAGUAUGUAUAAAAUUUGUGAUUUAAUUUUUAUGCAGCUACAUCAUGUCAGCAAUGCAAUUAAUUACAAACUGUCUAUUUAAACUUUUCAAUCUCCCCACAGUGAUGUCAGACCUAAUAAAGCCUAAUGAGGAAAACACAGAAUACAAAUGCAGUGAAGACCACAGUCCUUGGGCUGUUUCUCAAUACCUCGAAAGUACUUAUUGCAAUUAGACUGCACAACAUUUCUGCACUCUGUUGUCAUUUCCCUGUUUAUUAUGCGUCUAAUCAGCUGAUCAGAGCUGGUGGUGGUGAAUAACCUUGACUGGCAUAGAUUUCAGUGAGGCGAAAGAAAAGAUGUAAAGAUGCCGAUAGGUGUAAAACUAGUGUCUCGAGGCAGCUGGUGUUCUAUUUGCACUGACAAAGUGGGUGCAAUAAUACUUUUCAUUUUCUAGUUCUGUCACAGACUGCAGUGAAUACUGAGAACUGUGUGGGAGUUACAUUUGUAAAGAUAAACACAAGGCCAUCGACUCAAAUCAGCACUGAAUGUAUGUAUAAUUGCGAUUUUGGUAUUUCCCCAGUGAAUUAUAUACUGCUGACUAUUAUCAAAUAUUAAUACAACUAUUACUAAUAAUCUAAGAUAAAGGAGAAGUAUUUUCUAAUAAGAGUCAGGUAGAACUCUCAUAAUCGUAAUUUCCCUCAUUUUCCAAUCAUUGUGACACAGAUCAUUUCUGAGAUAGGUGCGUCAUCAGUUUAAGAAAAUUCAAUUUAAUUCAGUAAAAUAAGCGGGAAAGAUUCGCUUAGCAUAAGCAAAGAUUUGAAAACCUGAACUACAUUUGACCAAAAAACAAAAACAGCACACGACAUGAUUUCUUUAAGCGAAUAAAAUGAACGUUUAAUCAUUAUUAACGUUUAUAAUACUUAAAUACAGAUACUCAGAACUUUAAAAACAGUACUUGGGUUUGUCUUUUUCUCACUAAAUCCACUACCAUAUUUUCCCAGUGAUGCAAUUUCUUCCAAACGCUGCAUGUUUUUGAUGGUCUGAACAUACUUGUCCAAUGUCUGGACCCACUUUUACCAGUCCGGAGUCACUCACACAGACUUCCUUUGAGGGAUGAGCAUCAACCAUAAAAGAGUGUACAAAUUUGUUCCAGUGACAACCAGCCGGCAGUCUGCUGGCUACGUAUGAAGUCAUGGUGGAAGGAGACAAAGUGAAGCAAAAAGCUUGCUGGUUCUGUGUUGCUGUUGAGGGACUGUAAACACAAUACAAAACCACAUCAUGCUGUCUUAAAGUAACAGUUUAACAUUUUCAGAAACGUGCUUGAUCACCUCCUUAUUUUGAGUAACAGUCUUUUCAGAGCUGUGCUAAUAGUCUCCACUUGUUUCCCUUGUUUUUGCUUCGUAGUUCAUCAACAUAUUUAAAGUGACAUCAGUCCUCUCAUCGUUCUGUUAUAAAAAAUCAAAGCUUUAUUUCCCCAAAUUUCCACAUAUAUAUACUGUUAACAUAGGAGGAGGUCAAAUAAUCUUACCUUCUGUGAAACUUUAAAGAUGUCAGCAGUUCUACAAUCAGCAGAAAAUAUAUUGAUCUUUUUACCUCUUUUUGUUGUCACAAAAGUUGGGUUUAAACAUGUAGGACUUGCUAUGGCCAUACCUGACCCAUCCAUCUAGCCCAAUCUCCUCCCUGUGUAAACAUGGUGGCUCUGUGAUAAGAUAACCUUAG